Molecule: messenger RNA, 4324 nt
Organism: Sphaeramia orbicularis (orbiculate cardinalfish)
Lineage: Eukaryota; Metazoa; Chordata; Actinopteri; Kurtiformes; Apogonidae
Product: immunoglobulin superfamily member 22-like
Molecular function (GO): protein binding
Source: RefSeq, a predicted model, not a curated record
CAUGACCUCCACCAAACUGCGUAAAGUGUCCCAAGGCUUAUCUAAAACCAUGGAUGAGCACUCUGGAGUUCAGCGCAAAACCUCAGCUGUGGUGGAGUCCUUCAGCCAGGUUCAGAAAUCCCCUCAGAUCCCCGAGGGAGAGUCUGUCCCAGAUUUUGAGGAAAAACUGCGCCCCAUAACUGCCCAAGAGGGUGACAAUGCGGUGUUCAGAGCAAUGACAGGGAAUCCCCAGCCUGAUGUGAGCUGGGAAAGAGCCAGCGGGAACCCACUGUCUGAUGAGACUAAGACUUUUUAUGACAACAUCAACAAUCAGCAUAUACUCAAGAUCAAAAAUCUCAACUUGGAGGAUGCUGAUGUCUACAAGUGUGUCGCCUCCAACACCCACGGAGAAGCCAUCUACUCCAUAUCCCUCAUCGUUACAGAAAGUAGGUCUUUAGACUUCAAAAAGAAGCUGAAAAAACGCUGUGUGGAGAAGAGAGAGGAGAGGAAGCCACCUACAGAGGAGGAGAUGUUAAAGAUCCUGGCUGGAGCUGACAAGAAGGACUACGAGAGGAUCUGUGCCGAGUACGGCUUCACUGACUUCAGAGGAAUCCUCAAAAAACUGAAGGAGAUGAAGAAGAAAGAGGAAGUGGAGAUGGUGCGUGUGCUGAAGCCCCUGGAAGACAUAACCGCCAAAGUGGAUACCAACGUCAUGUUCGACACCAUCCUGGAGCUGAAAGAUCCAAAUAUCAGAAUGCAAUGGUUCCUGGGCGCAGAGCUCUUGCGGAUCCAAUAUUCUCUUGGGAAAUACGAAGUGAAACAGAUGGGGACCAAGCACAUGCUAUGCAUUUCUAGUGUGAGUCUCAGUGACAUGGGCAUGUACGCGCUGCAGGUCGGAGACAAAAAACUGACAGCCAGGCUUCAUGUCAUAGACGAACCUCUCAAAUUCCUGAGUGACUUCAAACCUAAAAGAGUGACAGAGCGUCAGACCGCCGUGUUUGAAGUCCACCUCUCUAAGAAGACAGAUGCACCGCUCAUUUGGAAGGUAAAAGGAAAGGAAGUGAAAAGAGAUGAAAAGUUCGAGGUGUCCCUGUCUGAGGAUGGUCUGACCUACACCUUGAAGAUUAAAGACGUCAAAGUCAGCGACACCGGAGACUACACCAUCAGCAUCGGAGACCUCAGCGCCACUGUGCCUCUUUUCAUUGAGCGACUCCCCAUCAGCUUUACCAGCCACUUGAAGAAUGUCCGUGUGCAGGAGAGAGGCAAAGCCCAUCUGGAGUGUGAGAUGAGCUCCAAGGACGUGCACAUUCGCUGGCUGAAGGAUGGAAGUGAUAUCACAGCCAGCCGCCGUUACAUCUUCAUGCACGAGGGAAAAAGGGCAGAGGUUAUCAUCGAGGACUGUGAGCUGACAGAUGAGGGACAAUACACCAUCGUCUGCACUCAGGACAACGACACACACGAGUAUAAGUCUUCUGCGUAUCUGACAGUGGACGAGCGUUUUGCCUCGGUGAAGAGUGGUAUGUCAGAUGCUCAGUGUCCUACGGGCUCCCCUGCAGAGCUGUGUGUAGUUCUAGAUGAUGAAAAAGUGGAUGGAGUGUGGCUGAAAGAUGGAGUGGAGAUUUCAGGGCUCAGUGGGGUUCAGGUGGUCAAACAAGGAGCUGUGCACAAACUGAUCUUUAGUGGUGUGACAGAUGCCCAUGAGGGAAAGUACACCUUCAGAGCCAAGGGAGCAGAGAGCGAGGCUGUGCUCACCAUCGCAGACCCUCCGGAAAUAGAUUCCUCUGUGCUUGACUUGUUGGGGGCCCGGCCUGUUACUGUGAAGGCGGGCCAGUUAGCCACCAUUAAGAUCCCCUUCAAAGGUAGACCCCCUCCCAAGGUAACCUGGUUCAAGGAUGGUGUAGAGAUCAUGGAGGAUGAGAGGACCAAGAUAGAGAGGACAGCUGACGGCACUUCACUGGUGCUCAGCAGGUGUGUGAGAGAGGACAGCGGCGCAAUAAUGCUUCGUCUGAAGAGCGACUGCGGCACUGCUGUAGCUAACCUGCACCUCAAUGUGAUCGACCGCCCUAAGCCUCCCCAGGGGAAAGCAGAGUUCCUGGAGCUAUCAGCCAAAUGUAUUAAGAUGAAAUGGAAGGCUCCUCGUGACAACGGGGGAAAGCAGGUGACCAGCUUUGUGAUUGAGCGACGUGCGGCAGGUAAGAAGUCCUGGAACAAAGUGGGAGAAGUAGACAGCAGCUCCACCAUGUUCAGCGACGGCAAAGUGGAAGAAGGCCAGGCUUAUCAGUAUCGAAUCCGGGCUGUCAAUGCAGAGGGAGUUAGCGACCCUCUUGAGACGGAGGAGGUGCGAGCUGGAGAGCCAAUAGAACCUCCAGGUGCUUCGCCUCAACCCCAGGUGUCAAACAUAACAAAGGAGACCAUGACUGUGAGUUGGACACCACCAGCCAAUGAUGGAGGGGCACCUGUUCUUGGCUACAUCCUGGAGAGGAGGAAAAAGGGUAGCAGCAUGUGGUUGCAGGUCAACAAGGAGCUGGUCACAGACACUAAGUUCAUGGUGGAUGGGCUGGUGGAAGACGUGGAGUAUGAGUUUAGGGUCAUCAGUGUAAACCGGGCUGGAUCAGGCAGUCCCAGCACAGUUUCCAAUGCGGUCCAGGCCAAAGAUCCAAUACGAGCCCCUGGUCUGGUAAGGAACCUGUCUGUGUCUGACUCCACAAACUCCUCUAUUUCCCUGAAGUGGACCCCUCCAGAGCAAGGAGACGAGCCUUCGGGCUACAUCCUAGAGGUCCGCCCUGAAAAUGCUAAAGAGUGGACAAAGGCCACUAAGAUCCCCAUCACUGGUACUGGCUUCACUGUGGGAGGACUUCAGGAGAGGAUGAAGUACCACUUUCGAAUCCGGGCUGUGAAUGAAGGAGGGGUGGGGGAGCCUAUCGAGCUGUCGGAGGGAGUAUUAGCCAUGCCUCCACCUGUGGCACCCAGGUUUGACCUCCAGGGAAAGCUGAAAAACCAGGUGGUGGUGAGAGCAGGAUCAGCACUCUGCCUUCAUCUCAGCUUCUCUGCUUCACCUCCACCAGUGGUAACCUGGUUUAAGGAUGGGGUCAUCACCACAGGACGGGAAGUCAUCACCAAGAGCAAGAUUCACUCCCAGUUCCUCAUUUCCUCCUCUCAGCGAUCUGACUCUGGCGUCUACCGAGCUCACCUCAAGAACGACUAUGGAGAGGCUCACUAUGACGUCAACGUCAAGGUCACAGACUUUCCUCGACCCCCCAGAAACCUCCGCCUGGUGGAGGAGGUCCCGGGUACGGUGACCCUGCAGUGGGAUCACACCCCGGAUCUGGCUGAUGAUGAUGAAGGAGCACAUUAUGUCAUCCUCAAGCGAGAUACCAGUACUACAUCCUGGUUCACUGUGGCUGAGCGUGUGUUUAGCAGCAAGUACACUGUCACUGGACUGCUUCCUGGGAGAAAGUACUACUUCAGGGUCAUUGCACAGAAUUUUAUUGGAGACAGUGACCCUUUGGACUCAAAGGAACCUUUCAUCAUCGUCAAGGAAAAAGACUGCAUCAGCGGCCUUCGCUUAAAGGAGUAUGCUUCAAGGUCACGUCAGGUGAAGCCGACAUUCCUCCUGCCACUGAAGGACCACGCUGUUCGCAAAGGCCACGACUGUACCAUGAGCUGUGCCUAUCAGGGCAUGCCAACUCCACAGGCCUGCUGGUUUAAGGGAGAAUCAAAGAUCUCUCAGUGCUCUAGGUUUUGGCACAGCACUGCUAAUGGAGUGUGCACGCUGGUUAUUCCCACCUGUGGAGCCAAUGAUGGUGGAGAAUAUACACUGGUGCUGGAGAAUCCACUGGGGACAGCCAAGUGUUCCUGCAGCUUGGUGAUCUUUGAUAAGGAUGACAAGAGCCUGCUGGAGACCCUGAGUGACCAUGCCAACAAAGAGAAGCUUAUCUUGUAAGAUUUCUGUGACCUGCUACCAUGACAGAUGCACUUUGAGUGGCUACGUACCCUUUUCUGCUGUUGCUACACUGGAUGGAUUGGAGUUUUACAAAUAUACAAGUCACAUCCUUGAUUCUCACCCCCAAUUUCUGUUUCUGACUCAUUUUUAUUCAUCAUAAUGCUGUUGUUUACCUCUUUCCUCCAUGGUUUUACCCACAGUUCACUGCUCAGUUCAUGCAUCAAAUGAACACUAGGGGUCAGACAUGUUCCUCUUGAUAUAAGGCAUUUUGCUGCAGGAGCAGAUUAUUAUACUUUGUCUUGUGUUGGGGGGAUUUUUACUGAUUAGUCAGAUCAGUCAAUAAGAGAGAUUGUCCUUCCUCUUCUGGCCACAAAUUAUUUUCUCUCCGUAAAGACAUUUGCC